This is a messenger RNA of Aspergillus homomorphus CBS 101889, 1569 nucleotides long. RefSeq lists its product as uncharacterized. The transcript has 4 exons. NCBI's taxonomy places the organism in Eukaryota, Fungi, Ascomycota, Eurotiomycetes, Eurotiales, Aspergillaceae. The record is from RefSeq and is a predicted model, not a curated record. Gene Ontology annotation, molecular function: oxidoreductase activity. The coding region runs from base 1 to 1569 and encodes 522 amino acids.
AUGAAGUUCCUGAUCAGCGCCAACGUGCCGAAAUUCCGGUCUGUGCUCGGGGAUGAGUCUUUGCAAGUUUCGUUCUGUCAAGACCAUUCCGGACUCGCGGCGCAAAUCAACGGUCCCGAUGCGAUAGACAUCUGGGUAUGCGAGAAGGAUGAAGUCACCGAGGAGCUGCUGGAGCAGUGGCUGGGUCGGGAUCAGGACUCCCCAAAAGCUCUGCUGGUCAGCGACGCCAAGCACAUACCUGAGCUCGAGAAGCUGCUCAAGGAUCGCGUGACUGAAAUUCAGGCAGUGCCCAAGCAAGAAAACCAAUCCGAUUCGUCCUGGGUGGUGUCGACGCUCCAGGCAGGGGAGAUGCUUUAUGCUCGGGGUUGGGCCCGCGGCGCACUCCACCACAACGAAAACGAGCCCAGUGCCGACGAGACGGUCGUACUUGUUGGCGCGGGGAUCAUGAAUCUUGUCACGGCAGAGUUCCUCGCUACCCGUGGGUUUCGAGUGCGGAUUAUUGACGCCAACCCGGAUCCUCGGACCUGCAAGGACUGGACUCGUUUGGGGGUUACCCACGGGGGCUUCAAUGCCCGCAUGUUCACCUACACCGAAGCGGAUAGCUACAAUGAGAGAAGUAGCUCCAUCUAUCGUCAUAUGCGCCAUGUCUUCCGCAAGACCAGUCUCAACGGCGGCCGAGAUCGCCUGGAUGAGUACAUGGACCGCGCCCCGGAGCUCUUCAAGGGUGUCUCGCUUCACGCCGACAUUCUGCGCUUAUAUGCCAAAGACGUCGCUCUGGAUGCGGCUACUGAGGUGAACCGAGGCCUAGGGUCGCUCAUGGACGAGAUCUCCCAAUCCGAGCUCGUGAGAGAACAUCCCGGGUUUGCUGCGGCUGCCAGGUCCAAUGAACUUGCCGGUGCGCUCGCCGUGCAAGGGUUUACCCUCGGCAUCCACUUAUUCGUGGGGAAGCUGAUCGAUCGAAUCAUGGAGCUCGGUGGAGAGUUCACCUGGAACUGCUCGGUACAGAGAAUCCGCCGCAACGCUGCUGGGGAGGUGACUUUGCUGGACUCACAGCUGGGACCUCUCCAAGGGAAUCAUUUCGUGAUCAGCACCGGGGGACUGGUGCACGGCGUGUUGGGCGUGUGGCUGCAGCUCCCCAACCUGGACCCGAUGAUCCGGAAUUCCAUCAAGAUCCAUCGCCGCGGCUCGCUUGUCGAAGACAUCAAUGUGACCGUCUCGAGAAAUGCUCAGACGAACGAAGAGGUUCUCCUUCUGGGAGGUGGAUACGGGUACGUUGGGUUGGAUCACCCCGAGGAGCCAGGGACCCUGUGGCCGGAGGGGGAACGGAAAUUCUGCAUUCGACCGUUCACUUGUACGGGGUUGGGCAUCUUUGAGGACAUCGGCGCUGCAGGGGGUGGACAUCUCCUCAUCACGGGCGGGAACAACACCGGCGGCUUUGCCCAAGCGCCCGCCAUUGCACGUGCCGUGUGUCGCGCCAUCGCUGGGGAGCACGACCCCGUCCAGGUGCUCUUCCACCCCCAUCGCAGCAAGCUGGUCUCCCCAGUGCAGUACAGUAAAGCCAGUCUGUAG